Messenger RNA from Schistosoma curassoni, 3039 nucleotides. The record is from the annotation of a GenBank genome assembly. Lineage: Eukaryota; Metazoa; Platyhelminthes; Trematoda; Strigeidida; Schistosomatidae.
CUAGCUUCAAAUGAUUCAUGAUCUUAACCAUUGAGAUUAAUAUUUCUUAAAAUAAGUUGUUUCAUUAAUUGCAUAAAUGUCAUUAAUCACUUAACUUCAGUUUGAAUCUAACAGAAGUGAUUUCUGGCUUUUGCUAUUUUGUUGUUUGUCAAAGUUAAUAUACUAUCAAAUUUAGUCUAUUAAUAUAAUAUAAUACUUAUAUAAGUAAUUAACCAAUCAAAUUAGAGUUAGAAGUUGUUUGUAUGGUGAAUUGAGUAUAGAUGACCUUCACUUUGUGCAGAAUUAUGAUUGUUUUUAUUACACAAAAUGCACACAUAAUAAUGUGACUAAUAAAAGUAUGUAAAAAAGACAAUGAGACUGGUAAAAAAUAAAAUAGAUAAGUGAAUUUAUUUUUCUUAAAGAAUUGAGUUGUUAUACAAUUUUAUUAAUCCAGUUCAAUUGAAGAAUUUCUUAUAAUUUCUAAAUGAGAUAUUUGGAUUAUUAUUAUUAUUUCUAUAAAGUAAACUAUGCCUUUGAUAUAUAAUAAUAUUAUGAUUAAAGAAAGAAUAUAAUAUUACUUACCUAUCAAAAAGAAUAAAUCAAUCAAUAAUAUGUCAAUUGAUAAUUUAAAGAAAUUUUUACAAAGUUAUGAUUUUGAAAAUUCCGGUGAUUUAAACAAAAUAGAAUGGAUAAAAUUAUGCUCUAAUUCAACAAUUAAUAUAUCUAGUGAAUUAUCAUUAACAUUAUUCAAUGAACUUGAUACAGAUAAUGAUGGAUUAAUUAAAAUAUCAGAUAUAUUACAAGAAUUAGAAAUAUGGAAUGCAUCGAAUCAAUCAAAUUGUAAUUUGAAUCAUUUUGAUAAAAUUGAUAAUAAUCAAUAUGGGAAUGAAUGUAAAAAUGAGGAAUUAAUAUUAGAACAAGGUAAUGGUGUUUUUGGUAAACAUCAAACAGAUCAAUUAUCAAGAAUAAUAUCCAAAUCGAAUAUAAAAACAAAUCCAGUUAUCUUAGAAAGACGUAAAAAAAGAUAUCCAAUAAUUCCAUCGGAAAUAAUCAUACCAAAUGAAGGAAGCGAUCAAUGGAUGCCUAAAAAGGAAAUUAAUCCAGAUGGAUCAGAAGUUUUUACAACUACACCUAUAGUCAAAACUCCAAGAUACAGUAGUGUUUGUGAAUUAGAAAGUGUAAUAUCACAGAAUUAUCCAGAAUUAUUAAGUCCGUUUAAAAUCGUUCUAAAUGAUUUUCGAAAUGAACUUUUACGAACUAAAAAAGAAAAAAUCGAUUUGGAAGAAACAUACAUAAAAGAGAAGGAAAAACGUAAAAGUGAUUUAUCUAGAUUAGAAGGUGAACUUGAAUUACAGAUUAAAUCAAUAGAGGAACGUGCCAAAUCGGAAGUACAUGAAAAGUUACAAAGUGAGUAUAGAACACUGGUCUCUAACAAAGAACAAGAAAUCACAGAAAUACGGGAACAGGUUGAAAGUUUACAACGUAAAAUUAAAAAUCAUUCUUCUAAUUGUUGUGAUUCAAUGAAUAGUCCUAUUAUAUUGAAAAAAUUUACUGAUUCAUUUGAUAAAUCAAAUUCUUCUUUAAUUUCUUCUUUACCUUAUGAAUAUCUUAAUCAAAAUGAAACGAUAGAACAAAAUUCAUAUAAAAUUGAAUUACAAAAUGUCUUAUCAAUUCUAGCUCAAAGAGAAUUUGAAUUGAAAACAUUAAAAGAUCAAUUAAUUCAACAAGAAACACAAUUAACAAUGGAUAAACAUGAAUUAAUUAGUCAAGAAGAAGAGAAACAAAAUCUAUAUUCUCAAUUAAAUGUUAUGCGAACAACAAUGGAACGUUUAAAUAAAACAAACGACUACUUAUGUUCAGCGUUGCAUCGUGAAUCAAUUCAUAGGCCAAGUAGAACGUCACCAUCGAGUGCUUUCUCAGAAUUUAUGGAACAAAGUGAUAACAACGAAACCAAUCUACAGCCAUGUAGAUUUUCAACAGGAAUCAAUUUCCCAUUAGAACCGUAUGAAUUUGACAGUUUGGAAAAUAUUCUACCACUUCAACGCCAACAAAAUCAUCAUCUUGAUUCCACAUGUCGACGCUCAGAUUACUCUAGUGAGAAUAUUAGCAGUGUCAGUGGUUCCAAUUAUGAUAAGAAUGAAUUUAUAGCUCAUGAAAAUAAUGCUGAAGAACAACACCCUACAGAAACUUUAACACCAACACGUAUAUUUAAAGUGAUUUUAGUCGGGGAUUCAGGUGUUGGCAAAUCUAGUUUCUCAUAUCGAUUUUGUGAUGGAAUAUUUUAUCCACAACUUAGAGCUACUUUAGGAGUUGAUUUUCGAACAAAAAAUAUUAAAAUGAAUAAUUCAGUGUACACUAUUCAAUUAUGGGAUACUGCUGGACAAGAGACGUAUCGUUGUAUUGUCCGUUCAUAUUUCCGCAAAAUUGACGGUGUAAUUUUAAUGUAUGCAGUUGAUCAACCUGAUACAUUUGCAAAUAUCAAAUAUUGGAUGGAAAUGAUAAAAGAAUCGACAAGUGAAGAAAAUGUUCCAAUUCUUCUAGUUGGUAAUAAAGUUGAUUUACGCAAUACUAGUAGUAACAAUACUAAAGAAAGUUAUAAUAAUAAUGAUGAUAUGAAAAAAGAUGAAUUGCACAAGUACAUCACAUAUGAAAUGGGUGCCAAUGUAGCUAAAUUACAUCACGUUUCAUUCAUUGAAACAAGUGUAUUAAGCAAGCAUAAUAUCACAGAAGCUGUUGAACUACUUACGGAAGGGAUGAAGUUGAAUGAAGAUGAACAAGUUGCAGUUGUCACAUUAACUACAUCAUCAUCAGCAUCAUUGAAAAGAAAUAUUGGCAAAAUGUCUAAUACAAACAGAAAAAUGUGUUGUACAUAAUCUAUGAGCGUUUACAUACACAAAUAUUCACAUAUUGUAAUAUUUAUUCAGUUGUAUAUUUCAAUGAAUAACAAAAAAAACAAACCCCACAGAAUUCCAAUGACAUUGAUGAGAAAGAGAAAAUGGGGUUGGUGUUGAUGAUUAUAACAAUUAAUAAUAAUAAUAAUAAUAAUAAUAAUAAUAAUAA